Poecilia reticulata (guppy) is the source of this 6075-nucleotide messenger RNA. Lineage: Eukaryota; Metazoa; Chordata; Actinopteri; Cyprinodontiformes; Poeciliidae. The record is from RefSeq and is a predicted model, not a curated record.
GGGGUUCCUCUCAUGUUGAUGUGUUUGGWGCCCCACGGGGGAACCUCAGCCCCGUGGCCACAGCGGGAUCCAGCGGGGAGCCUAAUGAAACGUGCCUCCCUGUGGACGCACGGCUGUUGGUGGCCAACCUAUUCACUCAGGCUGCGAUGUGGAGGUCAGUCGCGCCUCAGAGCAACGUGCGGCGCACUCCUCCUACCGAAAAAUCCCRGUUUUUGCAGCCUUUGUCCUUCAGAGACGCUGAACGGGAUUUCGCAUUGCACUCCAGCGCCGCAUCCCGAGAGUCACGUCCCGUUGCGCGGACCCAUUUUCCGGGUGACAGGUGUCCCGGUGCAGCAACGUCCGGAAUACAACUACUGCUUUCAGCUGGACUGUUGCUUUACGGUUUCUCUGCAGCAAGCUCGGCUGGGAGCGGUGUCAUGCUCAACUAACUGUCAGUAUUGAGGAGGUUAAACUCCCAGUCAAAGGAGGUUCAUAGCCACAGACAUAUCACCCACCCUCCUCCUCUCUGCUGGAAAGAGUUGUCCGUCUGCCUGCAGUYGUCUAAAGCACCAUUGAAGACAGACAGCAAGCGUAGGGGGYUCUCCCUGSRAGAGWGUGUGUGUGCGUGUGUGUGUGUGUUGGUGGCUUKAUAGUUCAACACCCCCAGCCCUUCUCUUUUUGUGUGUGUUUGUGUUCGUGCGGUGAUGUGUGGCCUAAGAGAAGCACUUUAAGUCAGCAAAACGGGAUCCAGCCCAUGAGUCUGUCAGUGCGCUGAGCCGUUGACCAGGCUAUGAAGGAGAGCUGCUCCAAACUAGGCUGAGUUGAGCAAGAGCAGGACGAUCUGUGCGAGGAGCAGUCAGCCAUGGGACUCGGACAGUCCAGCAAGACCCCKGUCACUGACGACACGGAUGAGGUCAAUUUUGACCAUUUCCAAAUCUUGAGGGCUAUCGGAAAAGGGAGUUUUGGAAAGGUUUGCAUCGUGCAGAAGAAGGACACCAAGAAGAUGUACGCCAUGAAGUACAUGAACAAGCUGAAAUGUGUGGAACGCAACGAAGUGAGAAAUGUCCUGAAAGAGCUGCAGAUCAUGCAGAACCUCGAGCAUCCCUUCCUGGUCAACUUCUGGUGUGUCGGCAGCUCCAGUGACAGUUCCGCAUCAUAUGGCCAGUUGGAGCUAAAACCCAUUUUGAUGUUAACACAUUCUAAUCUCACGGCACUUUGUGUUUUCCAUUUCAGAGACAUCAAACCUGACAACAUACUUCUGGAUGAGCACGGCCAUGUCCAUCUGACGGACUUCAACAUUGCAGCCAUUGUAAAAGAAGACCUGAAGGCAACAUCAAUCGCUGGAACCAAACCAUACAUGGCUCCUGAGCUGUUCCAGAGCUUCGAAGGAUCCCACCCUGGAUACUCCUUCUCUGUUGACUGGUGGUCUCUGGGGAUUGCAGCCUAUGAACUACUGAGAGGACAGAGACCAUAUGUGAUGAGAUCCAACACACCAUCUAAUGAGAUUCUACAAAUGUUCCACAAAGUCCAUCCAACUUACCCAACAGCCUGGUCUCUGGAAAUGAAGUCUCUACUCAGAAAGUUGCUGUGCAUAGAUGUCCAGAAGCGCAUCUCGUGUCUCGCAGAGCUCCAAGAUCUGGAUUACAUGUCUGACGUCAACUGGGAUGCAGUUCUCAACAAACAGCUUCCUCCAGGCUUUAUUCCUAAUAGACGGAGACUAAACUGUGACCCCACCUUUGAGCUGGAGGAAAUGAUCCUGGAGUCCAAACCACUUCAUAAGAAGAAGAAAAGACUGGCCAGAAAGACCAGGGAACAGGGAUCCGACGGAUCCCCGCAGAACGGACAGCUGCAGCAGCGUUUGGACAACGUCCAGAGGGACUUCAUUGUCUUCAACAGAGAAAAGUCAAGGAAAGUCGUAGUGGAUUCUUCUGAACUAUCCACAAGCGAGAAGAACAAGGCAAUAGAGGACGGACAGAACAACAACGUUGAACCAGCUGCCUAUUUAUCAGGAUAGGCUUCCUGCUCCCACCUCAUCACUUGCACUUGCCUCCAGCUUGCAGUUCAGCAACUUACAAGCAAAACCUGUCGUACUGUCAGCACAUGCACUCCCACCUGGUCCUCUAUGUUCCUGCACUCCUUCAUAGUCUGUAAAAUCUCAAGAACAGCACUGUGCACACUUGUUUCACGCCAUUAGACCUAAAAAGCAGCUAKGCGUYAAAAGAUGGUGUCCCUGGGAGGCAGCCAUGUCAGAGACUGACUGACGGACUGCUUUGCUGUCACCGAACGGAUGGRCUCCCAGCAGAGUCUCGUAUCAUUUUCCCUUCCGUCACCCUGGUGCUCUUACGUCUGCUCAGCCUCGGUUCUGAGCAGAGUGCUGUAGCAAGAAGCCAGAUCAUUUCCAAAACCAAGACAACAGAGCACCUCCACCUGAAUGUACUGACACUGGUUUUAUUAUGAGAGGUUUUCUAGGUAACUAUGGUCAUUUAAUUAUAAUAUUGCAGUUGGUAGUGCAACAUAAUAGAGCUGUAAUUUCACAGAAGGUAAAUUUUUAUGGAAGGAAGACGUUUCUUUCUGAAAAUGUACCUAAACUUACCAGGUACUUUCCAUAAUGAAGUGGGUUUUUUUUUUUCUGUAGCCUUUUUUGGUACCUUCCAUGAAGAUUUUACAGAACUUAUCAGACACUUUCUGGAACAUACCAGUUGAUUUCCUGAAACUCAAAGCUGUAUUUGGAACCUUUCGGGUAUUCUAGUGAGUUCUGAAUGGUAAAGUUUAGGAAAGUAUCCUCUAAAUUAAAGUAGCUGGUAAGUUCAGGAGAAAAACCUGUAAUUUCCAGAUACUAUCUGAUGCAGCACAUUGAGAAAGUAUUCACCCCUCUUGGCAUUUCUUGUGUUUUCUAGCUCACAACCUGGAAAAGGGGAUUAUUUUAGGAUUUGCUUCAUUUCAUUUAAAGAACAUGCAACUUUCAACAUUUAAUUGUCUUUUUAUUGUGAAACAAACACAUUACAUCUGCAAGUCACACUGGAUAAAUCUCUAAGAGCUCGCCUCGUCUUGAUCUGGGAUUGUUGCCCAUUCCUUAACAUAAACCUUCUCCAGCUCCAGAUGGUUUCCGGUGGUGAACAGCAAUCUUUAAGUCUGACUACUGAUUGCCAAUUGAAUUGAGCUUUGGCCUUUGAUUAGAUCUUGCCAAUACAUUUAAAAUUCCCAUUAAACCACUUGAGUGGUGCUUCAGCAGUAUGCUUUGGGUCAUUGUCUUUUGAAAGGUGAACCUCCGUCCCAGUCUCACAUCCCUGACAGACUGAAGCAGGUUUUACUUCAGAAUAUUCCUGUGUUUAGCUCCAUUCAUCUUCCUCUCUGUCUGUUCUUGCGGUGCUGAGAUGAGUUGAUUAUGAGCCGGACAUAAUGGUUUCCUUGGUGACUGAAAAGUGAAGUUUUAUUUCUUCCAUAAAGUCCGGCUCUAUGAAGUUGGUCAUAUGAACAGAUACUCCAGUCUCUGCUUAACACAAAAAAUAUCAAGAUUGGUGAAUAGUUUUACUGCAGGUUCAGGAAAGAACAUGGUAUUUCUUGCAAUGUAACCUAGAGGUCAUGGAAAACUAUCUAACCCUAACCCUAUGAGUAAUCUAGGUACUUGUCAGACAGUUUUCCAGAAAGUGCCAGAUAUGUUCUGGAAAGAGUCUGGUAAGUUUUGGAAGGUGACAUCCAAGUCCCAGGAUAGUAACGUGUUAGUUCUAGGAAAUAUUCAGUUCGGUGGAAUAAUCUCUGCAUUCCAGAGAAUAACCUGAAAGGUCUGCAAAAGCAUGAGCUGUGUCAUGUAGCGCCGCCAACUUUAAAGUGAUUCUUCAUCCUGUGUAUGAAAGCCUAAGGAGCUGAGCCUGAAACAUUUAAUAAUAAUAAACCAUUGCUUAGAAAAUGUUUCCUCUAUGAUCCAUAUAACUUUGGAUACAAGCAUGACAGAAGUAGCAUUAUUAAACUGCUAGUCUUAUUAGACAAAACCAAACUUUGAUUUUAUCGAUGUAAGAAUGAUUCGAACUGAACUAGAGGCUUGAAAAUGAAUGGCUUGCUUUUUCAGGGCAAUAUUUAAAUAAAUUAGUGAUCCUGAUGCUUAGCUUGGCUAAUUAAGCUAACAGUGAUGAUAGGUUUUCAACAUUUAGUGUCAUGCAGCAUUUCAGACUGUCAGAGAAAAAAGUAAAAUUUUCGUGAUUUACUCACAGUUGAGGUUUUUAUUUGUUUGUGGAAUCAAACAAGAAGAUAAAACAUCAUUUAAUCUUGAGGGAAACUAGGAAACUAAAUGUUACCAUAAUUGAUCACCCUUGACCAAAAGAAUUUAAAAAAUGGCCUACUAGGGAAGCAAAGAGAAAACAAUUACUGUUUACUCUUUUUGCACAUGUUUUCAUUAUUGGUAGCAUUUAUGCAACUAAUGCUGUGAAUGAAUAAAUCUUAGGGAUGGACAGAUGAAUUUUAUCAGUUAGCAUCUGCACUGUCUGUCAGAUGUGUGUUGAUCCAUUUCCUCUUUUGAGUUGAUUUUAAUCAGUUAUGUAUCAUUUGAAAUGCUCAGUCAGUUUGUCUCUGCAAACUGUUUAUACGAUAUUCAGAUCCAGGAUUCUGCGCCUGGCUCACAUGUGAGGCAACAAAACAUUGUUUAAUUAUUAGAAUAAACAUUUCUCAUCAGCUCAUCCCCUCAAAAUAUUUGCCUGCUUGCACAAAGAGGGAUGCCUUAUAGAUAUCACACUAAGCUAACUCCUGUAUGUAAAAGUGAUGAAAUCCCCACCUUCUUUAAAGCUACUAAAUAAAAAUAUACAUUUUAGCGACGACUCGUUGCUCCACUGACUCGGCUGUUAUCUAGCUGUAACGUGAGUCGGUCCUUUCAAUCUUCUUCAUUAUUCUUUAUCAACUUUAAAAUAUAUUUAGUUAUUUAAAUUCAUUAGAAAUGGCACUUUUCUAUUUAAGAUUGGUACAAUGUUUUGACUUACCUUUGUGUUCUUCUUGUUCUUGUUUAGAUAACUUUAUAGAUCUAAAGAUGGUACCUUGUGUGAGUUGUAGGAAGAACUUGGGAUAGCUAAAGGAUUAGUCUGAGCUUGUUUUACUGUGUAAAUAAUAUUUGUGGAAUAAUUAUUCAAACUUGUAAAUUUAAAGUAGCAUUUGACCACUAAAAAUGGGGAUUGAAUGAGUGAUAAUCAACCAAAAUGACAUUGACAUUAGAAUAACAUUUACAAAUAGUAUUUAUGCCUGGUAAAUCAAAUUAAAAGGGAGGAUUCUUUAUCCUAAGCAUAAUUCUAGUCUAUUAUUUGAUAAGAGAAUUGUACAACUGUGAAAUUUACCCUUGUUCUGUUGUCCUUCAGUUGUCACUGUGUAUUUACUGUGAGCAAUUGUGAUGAAGUUUAAACUUUUAAUGUGUGCCUUAAAUAAUAUAUUUCUUUUUUGGAAACAAUACRCCUAUGUUGUUUGCUUUGUUCUAGUGUAUUGAAUUAUUUCAUUAUGUGUUUCAUCAAAGUGCAGGCUGCCCUCUAGUGUCGUUUGACUGGUGUUACAACAAAUGGCUCAAAUGUGAGGGGUCUUGGUAUGACUGCUGAGAAUAUUUCACAAAAAGACAACAUUUUAAAUGAAUAGUUCAGUAAAAAGUGCAUUUACUAACACGAGGCACCAAAAAGACUUCCUCUUUAGCUGCAGUUGACAAGCUUUAUGAGCUGUUCUCUCCCUCUUACACUCAUCCACUGUUUACGAUUUGAGCUAACUGCUCCCUGAGGUCAUCUGGAGGGUACAGCCCAUUCCUUCCUCCACUGCAGACUUCGCUGAGGCAGCACUUUCCACAAUAUUGGCUCAACUAAAGAGGGGAUUUUCGGUUGAUAAAUGCUUCCACUUCUGUCUGGCACUGCAGCAGAUAAGCAGGCCACCUCAGCAUAUAAAUUAGGCUUUAAGAUGUUUAAAGUAAAAUACGAGAUAAAAAUUUUGAAAAGAAAUGUAUUCUGAGAUUCGCUGCCAUAUUCCUGUUUAAAAAAUGGUUGCUACAUUGUCUUAGACACAAAAUUUGGUGUUUUCAUCCAUUUUCCAUUCAUGAUCUUAACUUGAAACCGGAAGUUUACAUACAUUAAUUAAAAAAAA